Messenger RNA from Bacidia gigantensis, 1809 nucleotides. RefSeq lists its product as uncharacterized. Lineage: Eukaryota; Fungi; Ascomycota; Lecanoromycetes; Lecanorales; Ramalinaceae. The record is from RefSeq and is a predicted model, not a curated record. The transcript is spliced from 4 exons. Bases 1 to 1809 code for a protein of 602 amino acids.
AUGUCGCGCUCUGCUACUCCAUCGACUCAAGAAGGGCCAGACCACAGCCCUCCAAGACUGCCAGACGGUUACGUGGCUCAACACUCUCGCUCUUGCGGGCUGCUGAUCCUUCGCGCAGGUGUCUCCAGCUGGACAGUGCCGGAAAAGCCCAGCGCAUCUGUACCCAUCGUCAAUCCCACUCCACAGCCAGACAACCAUCCGUACAGCAUGCCUGACGGCCAGGGAAACCCUAACCAGGACCUUGCUGGCAGCAUAGGAGGUGGAAAGCAAAACAAGCCUGGAGGCUUUGGAGGUCUCGCUGGCCAAUUUCUCGGGGGUGGUGGAGGUCAUGGAGGCGGUGGAGGGGGGAGUCAUGGUGGAAUUGGAGGCCAGGUUGGCCAUUUAGUGGGCAGCUUCGUUGGUGGUGGAAAUAAACCACAUGGGCAGCCGAACUCUGCUCCUCCUGGACAGCAAGGUGCGCCGGCUGGAGGACAUCAUGGAGGUGUAGCAGGGGCAGCGUCGAACUUCUAUCAUAGCCACUACGGUCACCAACAGAGCCAGGGCAAUUACGGAUAUUCAUCGACGGGUGGGUCUGGAGGCUCUUAUGCGGGUGAGGCUCCCCCAGCUUCAUAUCAAGUACCAGGAGGUGGAGCAUCCAACCCUUACGGCUCAUCUACAAAUGUGUCGGGCUAUGGUGGUGGCAUGCAACAUGCGGUACAAGCACAACAGAUGCAGCAAUCGCCGAAUAAUGGGCCCCAGUCGUCCUACAGCUCAGCUCAGCAAUACGGGUCAAAUCCAGCUUUAUCUGGCGCUAUAGGAGGAGUUUCAAACAAACCACAAGCAGGUGCAUACGGGGGACAAGCACCAUCCUUCUCUGGUCCACCUAGCCAACAAGGGGCUUAUGGCGCUGCUCAUACUCCUGAUCCUUAUGGCCAGCAGCCUCACCAGCAGUCAUAUGCCCCGCCCCCAGCUUCAAACCCACCCUACGGUCAGCAACAAAAUCCACAAUAUCCACAGCCUCCCUCGUCGACUGGGCCCUACGGGCAACAACAAAGCCAGCAGUACCCUCCACCGCCGGGACAGUCUGGCCAGCCAGCACCAUAUGGUCAGCAGACACAACCUGGGCAGCAAGCUUCAUACGGUCAGCAAUCGCACACUGGGCAACAAACUCCGUACGGCCAGCAACAAGCAUCAUACGGGCAACAGCAGCAACCCGGGCAGCAAGCCUCAUACGGGCAGCAGCAGCAGUCUGGUCAAUCACAGUAUAGCCAACAGCAACAGGCAGGACAACAGGCAUCCUAUGGCCAAGGUCAACAAUCAACCCAGGCGUACGGACAUUCCUCCCCUUAUCCCGCUUCCCAGCAGCCCCACGGCGUCCCGCCUUAUCAAUCGCAUCCCAAUUCACCACCUCAGAAUACUCCUUCGUUUCCUCCACCUCCGUCAGGCCAACCAGCAAGUUCAGCGCAGAGUAGCUACAGCAGCUACCCACCGUCCUCUCAAGCUCAGUCCCAGCCACAAAUGCCUGGAGACUACAGCGCUUACACUCCUUCGCCAAGUCAAACACCAGGCCAGGGACAAAGUGCAUAUAAUGCACACCCGCCUCAGGGCCAGCCACCGUACGGCGGUGGAUACCCAGGGCAACCUCAGUAUGGCGGACAUGAUCAGUACCAGCAGAAGCCACAGGUGCAGGCCUAUCAAGAAGCUAGCGCUUACAGUGGAGCGCAAGGUGGACAGGGUCAGGCACAACAGGGACAACAGGGACAACAGCAGCAAAGUGCAUAUGGGGGCCAGACGAGUGGCGCCCCUCCUGCGCCAGGUUGGAGAGCUUGA